Molecule: messenger RNA, 1778 nt
Organism: Epinephelus moara (kelp grouper)
Lineage: Eukaryota; Metazoa; Chordata; Actinopteri; Perciformes; Serranidae
Gene: supt7l
Product: SPT7 like, STAGA complex subunit gamma
Exons: 5
Coding region: 140-1447 (435 amino acids)
Cellular component (GO): SAGA complex
Molecular function (GO): transcription coactivator activity; protein heterodimerization activity
Source: RefSeq, a predicted model, not a curated record
AAGGACGAAAAUGCUUAGUUCCGGUGCAACUUCCUUCAAAGAUGCAAGGGCUGGUUUAAAAUAUCCGCAGAUGUUUUAUUCACCCCUGUGUAACAUUCAAUCCGAGUUUGAAUCUGGCUUGUGUCUUUGAUCACUCAGCAUGAUGCGUUACUGGGGUGAGAUCCCUGGGCCUGCAGGGGCUCCUCCCAGUCGCAGCUCCUUUGACUUGCUCCAACGUGAGUUUCGCUCAGUGGAGAUGCAGGACCCUCCCCUGCACCAGCCCUCAGCCCAGCGUCCGCGGCCCACCACGAUGUUGGACAUCCCCUCAGAGCCCUGCAGCCUCACCAUCCACACAGUGCAGCUGUGUCAGCAUGCACGCCGCCUCCGUGGCCUUUUGUCAGCAGCCCAAGCCCAGGCUCAGGGUCAGAGCUCAGUGUCCUCUGAGGGUGGCAGCAGGCUGGAGGAGGCUGAUACCAACCUGCCUUUGCGUCCUCCUACCCCACCUGCCAUGCCAGAUGACUUAAUACCUGCGGACAGCAAAGCCCCGCGGCAGCCCUUCCUGCUCCGCCACAGUGACCCUGAAAGUGACUUCUAUAAGGGUAAAGGCGAGCCUGUCACAGAGCUGACUUGGCACUCUUGCAGACAGCUCCUCUAUCAGUCAGUGGCCACCAUCUUGGCUCACGCCGGCUUUGAGUCGGCCCAGGAGAGCGUGCUGGAGACUCUGACCGACCUGGUCCAUGAGCAUUACCUGCGCCUCUCCCGCAUGCUGCGAGUGGCGGUGGACCGGGAGGCUCGGCUUGGAGCAAGUCCCUUCCCAGACGUGGUGGAGCAAGUGUUCCAUGAGGUGGGCAUUGGCAGCGUGCUGGCCCUGCAGCGCUUCUGGCAAGUGCGGAUCAAGGACUAUCACAGCUACAUGCUGCAGGUGAGUAAGGAUCUGUCGGAGGAAUAUGAGCGACUGGUGAACCCAGAGAAGGCUCUGGAGGACUCCAAGCCCCCGAGGAUCAAGGAGGAGCCCAUGAGUGACAUCUCCUUCCCUGUUAGCGAGGAGCCUGAGGCUGACCUGGCCUCAGGGGACCAAGCUCUGCCCAUGGGGGUCCUCGGGGCCCACGGCGAGAGGCUGGCUGCAGGCCUGGACGGUGACCACUCACCUCACCCCUCAGGUGGGGGCGGGGCCAACAACUCCCCGCUGUGGCCACAAGUAAAAAUGGAGCCGCAGGAUGGCGAGGAGGGCCAGAGCGCUGGCCAUCACCAUCAUCACCACCACCACCAUCACCACGGCGUCUUGGGUGGAGAUGUGUUCGAGGGGGGGGGGCCAAUGUCCACCAUGAGCGAGUCAGGAGGAGCCAUGGCGCCGUCUCCCGGAGGCGCGGCGUCAGAGGGCAGCUACGCUUCGCAUUCGCCCGACUCCUUGAUGGGCACCUCGCCCGUCUUCAACCAAAGACCUAAGAAGCGGGCGAAGAAGAUGUGAGGCCAGGUUUGUGGAGGCAAGACGCUUUGAGAAGCGGAGUCUGACCAACCAGCGAGUCUUCCACGUUAGUGACAGUUGACAGAAAAAUGAGGUAGCGAAACACACCAGCUGUACAGUGUAGGACUCAUCCGCAGCUGAUGAGAUCAUGGCCACUGCAUAGACUGACUGGGACAAUGAUGUCAUCAAUGAACUGAACUGAUAUGGAAAAAGAAAAGUAGUUUUUCAUGUUUGUUUUUAUGAGUGUGUAUAGUUUCUCUUGAAAUAGCUGAAGAUGUUGCCAUUAAAUAUAUAACGGGGUUUAUUGUUAAAAGAAUAAAUGUCUUUUGAAGUA